Messenger RNA from Branchiostoma belcheri (Belcher's lancelet), 2590 nucleotides. Its product is annotated as ras-related protein Rab-32-like. Lineage: Eukaryota; Metazoa; Chordata; Leptocardii; Amphioxiformes; Branchiostomatidae. Gene Ontology annotation, biological process: phagosome-lysosome fusion; endosome to lysosome transport. The transcript has 6 exons. Bases 108 to 752 code for a protein of 214 amino acids. Gene Ontology annotation, molecular function: GTP binding; GTPase activity. Gene Ontology annotation, cellular component: Golgi apparatus; late endosome; phagocytic vesicle. The record is from RefSeq and is a predicted model, not a curated record.
GCGCGUUGUAAGAUGACCCCUGGCCUCGCGCGUGUCAUAUGACAAUCUUUCACAAACCUUGUAGCUUCCAGGGGCUGGGGAGUUCUUAGCUAUCGGGUCCUAGGAAAAUGGCGUCGUCGGGAGACAAGAAGGAACACCUGUACAAGAUCUUGGUGAUUGGAGACCUCGGGACGGGGAAGACCAGUAUCAUCAAGAGAUACGUGCAUCAGUUCUUCUCACAGCACUAUAGGGCUACUAUUGGGGUGGACUUUGCCCUCAAGGUCAUCAACUGGGAUGCAGACACGCUAAUCAGGUUACAACUGUGGGACAUCGCAGGACAAGAACGGUUUGGAAACAUGACCAGAGUAUACUACAAGGAAGCAGUAGGAGCUUUUGUAGUAUUCGACGUCACGAGAGCAUCAACAUUCGAAGCAGUGUCAAAGUGGAAGAACGACCUAGACAGCAAAGUUCAACUUCCCAAUGGACAGUCAAUUCCUGCAGUGUUGUUGGCAAACAAGUGUGACCAGGCUAAGGAAGGCAUGGUGAACAACACAUCUCAGAUGGACGAGUACUGCAAGGAGAAGAGCUUCAUCGGCUGGUUUGAGACGUCUGCCAAGGAAAAUAUCAACAUCGACGAGGCGGCCAGAUAUCUGGUCACAAGGAUACUAGCAAAUGACAAGGCCAACAGCUACGAUGACCCUGUGGACAAGGACAAGAUCAUGCUGGACGGGACAAGCACAGACGAACCAGAAGGGCGGGGCAGCUGUUGCUAAUGGCAACUCGUUAUAGCUCUGUAAUUAUCACUAAUUAGUAGCCAACAAGGUCGGUUUCUUGCAUAUAACAUCAUCCAUGUUCAGUGAAAGACACAAUUUUUGAAGGAAAUUUUUCUACAACUGUAUGUAAGGAAAUGGGCUAAGCAAUUCUUACAAUAUCUAGUAAAAUGGCUCUCUGAUAUAACCACCGGUAUAAAAGACAAAUACAUUGUACAGCCCAAUAUUUGGUAAGACAUACAUUUUUUAAUGACAAUUUAGUGCAAACUUCAUUACUUUCAAUCUUAAUUAUAAUUUUCCCAAUUAGUUUUGCGGUGACCAAUCCACCGUAAAUUCAUGGCAAAUAUACAAUGUAUGACUGCAGUAACUUUUUCAAAAGUGUAUCUUAAACACAGCAAUAACUACUUUUCCAUCCUACUGUAAAAUAAGACCUUUUACCACAAAAGUAAAUGAUCUUGCAGUAUUUGUGACUGAGGACUUUAUUUUGGGUUGGAGUAGAGGCAGUAUUGUCAAUAUUAACAGUUUUUUACAAUGUAAAUUUUGUAUGCUUAAUCAUGUAAAUUGUAAGGACAAUGGUUGACCUUCAUUAUAUGACCUUGAAGUUCACAAUUGGAAUAUUGAUGUCAUCGCAGUGUUUUCUCACCAAUCAGUGAUUUGCUCGAGUUAUUAAAGCGAAGAGUAAAUAGAUUGUAUAACUUCUGUGUUCAAUUGCAGUCAUAGGGACUUUUUUUCAUCUUAAUGAUAAUCUUAUCCUCUUGAGACCCGAAAUAUGAUGUGGGAAAAUUAUGACACUUUUUAUCAGUUUUGCAACUAUUACAACGUGAUGAAUUUCUCGAUUUUUUCGGUGUAUGAAGACAUCAUAAGUUGCAGUAAUUUGUUUCAUAGCAAGCCUUGUUGCCUUGUAAUGUACUCUAUCACCCAUUCUUUUUUACCGAAAAUGGGCCAAAAUCAAUGUACAUGUAUGCGGAAAAUCAUGGUUCAUUUUAUAGUGCUGAAAAUUGUGCUGUAGCAAUAGGUUCUCCUUGAAUUAUUUCAAUACUCAUUUGUAACAAUUCUGAACAUUACAUAUCACAUUUUAGGGCUUUUAUAAACUACUGUCAUUCUCAAAACUUUAUGGGUUUUUUUUUCAAUCUCAAACAUUGCAAGCUCUUGCCUAUACAUAUGACGUACAGAGUAUGCAUGACUUUUACAUUGUUUGAAGCCCACAGCAUUGUAGAAAAAAUUGAACAUUUACACUCAAACUUAUAAGACCAUUGACACUUGCCCUCAACUUUAAAGCAUAAUUUUUGGGUAAUUGAUUGCUUAAUUGAAAUUGUCUUAAUGUCAGUCUUCUCAAAAAGACAUCUUCAUUUUAUUAGGUUGGAACCAUUGUGUUUGAAUGGCCAGUAUGCAAGUCAGUAUCUAAUUGUGGCCUUGCUGUAUUUUUUAAUGAUCUUGCUAAUGUAUAUCUUGAUAUUGAAUAAUAAUUAGGUAUAGAAGUGCUGCAUUGUAGAUGUUUGAUGUGGAUGAUUUUGUAUGAAAUUUUGUAUAAAAGUUUUUAACCAAGGUAUUGGGAAAAAGUUGAAGGGAUAUAUGUUUUAACAUGACAUGCUAUUUGUAUCUCAGUCUAUGUACCUUUAAGUUAAUAAUCCUUGGGUUUAUACAUGUCAGUCAAAUAAUCUUAAUAAAGCAUAUUUCCCAAACAUGUUCACUAGAUAUCCAUAUUAUAUUGCAAGCACAAUAAAGCCGCCAAAUUUGUAAAAUAAUUGCCAGUAUUAUUUGUACUUUCAAGUCACUAAGUAUGAAUUUCUAGAAACAUCUGGCCAUUCUAUGAAUAAAAGGGACAAGUUAUAAAAGUGAGA